This is a messenger RNA of Danaus plexippus (monarch butterfly), 1257 nucleotides long. Its product is annotated as elongation of very long chain fatty acids protein 7-like. NCBI's taxonomy places the organism in Eukaryota, Metazoa, Arthropoda, Insecta, Lepidoptera, Nymphalidae. Gene Ontology annotation, cellular component: endoplasmic reticulum membrane. Gene Ontology annotation, biological process: fatty acid elongation, saturated fatty acid; fatty acid elongation, monounsaturated fatty acid; sphingolipid biosynthetic process. Gene Ontology annotation, molecular function: fatty acid elongase activity. The coding region runs from base 90 to 1016 and encodes 308 amino acids. The record is from RefSeq and is a predicted model, not a curated record. The transcript is spliced from 6 exons.
CUCACAUAUUCAAACAAACUAGUAGAUGUAAUAAUCUAUUUUAAAUGAAUUCUUUUUAAUUUCCUCAGUUACUUUGUAGUCCAGUUCAAAUGGCGAAUAUUGUGAAUAAAUUAAUAGCAGCAUACAAGUUUGUGUUCGAAGACAUUGCUGAUAGCAGAACGAAAGAAUGGUUCCUAGUUGCCAAGCCUUAUCAACCGAUGGUAGUAGUCGGACUCUAUUUAAUGUUUAUAUUUAAAUGGGGACCAAAGAUUAUGAAAAACAGGAAGCCACUUAAGAUGGACACUAUCAUGAUUAUGUACAAUGCAUUUCAAGUCUUCUGCUGUGGAUACAUAUUUAUAUCUGGUCUUUAUGAAGCUUGGGGUUGGAAGUACAAAUGGGUUUGUGAACCAGUAGACCAGUCACGUUCUAGACACGCCAUGAAGGUAGCCACACUCGUAUACAUGUACUACUUGUUGAAAAUUCUGGAUCUCAUGGAUACGGUGUUCUUUGUACUCCGCCAUAAGUUCAAUCAGGUGUCAUUUCUUCAUGUCUAUCAUCAUACUGGAAUGGUGAUUCUCACCUGGGCAGCUACCACAUAUUAUCCAGGUGGCCACGGCACUGCAGUAGGACAAAUAAACAGUUUCGUUCACAUAGUCAUGUACUCGUACUACCUUCUGACGAUAGCGAUGCCUCAGAUAAAGAAUAAUCUUUGGUGGAAAAAAUAUAUCACACAAUUACAAAUACUACAGUUCCUGCUCUGCGUCGUGCACAUGACAACUAUAGUAUUCGUUAAAGAUUGUGCCUACCCACGCUGGAUCUCUGCUAUGUACAUUCCACAAAAUCUCUUCAUGCUCCUGCUAUUCCUCGAUUUCUACAUUAAAACUUACGUGAAGAAACCAAAGGAAAAAAGCGAUGACAAAUUUGAUAGCAAUGAAACAAAACUUAAAGACAACGACAAAGAACAGAAUGGGAGAAUUCAACACAUCAUUAGAAAUAACAAAAAUUCUAAAAUAGAACUAAGGAGUAUACAUCGAUAAAUAACUGUACAUAUUGCGUUCAGCGUAAUUGAAAACAGUCUACAAAUAAAAAUGCCAUAUAAUUAGUAGACUGUUAAAACUGUUAGUGAAAAAAUUACAUAUUAGACUUAUAUGAUAAAAUUAAUUUAAUGUAAUCUAUCGAUUUGUAUUAUAUACAGUCAGUUGCGUGUAACAGAACCUUAAAAAUAUAAAGAAGAGAUUUACACAUUACAUAAUCUUUAAUUUCAAUUAUAAUAUCUGU